Messenger RNA from Capsicum annuum, 1047 nucleotides. Its product is annotated as putative F-box/FBD/LRR-repeat protein At5g52460. NCBI's taxonomy places the organism in Eukaryota, Viridiplantae, Streptophyta, Magnoliopsida, Solanales, Solanaceae. The record is from RefSeq and is a predicted model, not a curated record. The transcript is spliced from 4 exons. Gene Ontology annotation, molecular function: protein binding. The coding region runs from base 1 to 1047 and encodes 348 amino acids.
AUGAAGUGUAAGGAAAAAAAGCUAUAUUGCUCUCGAACUUUACCACCUGAUAUGCUUAACAACUUUCCUGAGAAUGUAAUAGAUGAAAUUCUUAUGUGUUUACCUUUUCGAGAUGCUGUGAGGACAAGUAUCUUAUCGACAAAAUGGAGAUAUGUAUGGCGUAGACUUCCAGAGUUGAUGCUUUCUCACACAAGUUGGAAACCCGAAGAGGAUUUAACUGACCUUACAAGUAAUUUCAGAAAGAUUACAGGCCACAUUUUGGCCUUUCAUUUUGGACCAUUGGUGCUGCAGAUCUCAUGUGCUUCAAGAAACAUUAUUAAAAUUAGUGCUCCCAUGCUGAGAUCCAUUGACUACACGGGCAAUUUAAGAUCUGUCUGUUUAAAACCUAUCCCCUUUCUGGCAAAGCUUUCACUUUCGCAUAGGGAAUAUUACUGGGGUGCCGGAAAAUGUAAUAUUCCCAAGUUUUUUGAGCCUUUCACUGUGCUCGAGCACCUCCACUUGAAUGAUAUGUCUCUUGCUGCAGGAGCAGGUGUACCAACGAGGCUUUCCCACGGUCUUUAUUGUGUCAAACAUCUCAGCAUAUCGAGUAAAGAUCUGUCUGACUCGGAUGAGUGGCUUCUAAUUAUUUUCGUGCUCCUUAAAUCAUCAAUAAGCUCAGAAAGUGAGUUUCGGUUCUUUUUUCCUUCGGUAGAGUCUGAUGACAAUCAUAUACAACUUCUCGAAUCUCUUGAAGUGGAACGCUUCUCAAAUGUGACAUUUAAUCACCUCAGGGAAGAUAAGCUAAUGCAAACUAAUUGCAUAAUCCCUGAGAAACAGCUUAUUGAGCUUCUGUUGGCCAAGUCUCCUGAACUGGUGAGAAUGCUAAUUGUGCCAUGUCUAGUUGAAGAAUUUGCAACAGUCCAAAUCCUCGCUGAGCUAAUAAGAUUUCAGCGGGCAUCACCAAAUGCAGAAGUUGUAUAUAAUUUGGAUAAGCAUCCAAAUCCCCGUCCUGUUUCCUUUUCACUUGCACGAAUGUUUUCGGAAGUUGAUGAGGAAUUGACAGACUGA